Molecule: messenger RNA, 1064 nt
Organism: Bursaphelenchus xylophilus (pine wood nematode)
Lineage: Eukaryota; Metazoa; Nematoda; Chromadorea; Rhabditida; Aphelenchoididae
Source: the annotation of a GenBank genome assembly
AUGUUAUGCAAGGAGGCCGAAUUUGGCGAUACUGAACUGCCAAUCGUAUCUUUAUGUCUGAUCGCCGAUAAAAGUCGAUGUCCAGCUAAUUUUACAGCCGUAAGUAUGACUUAAAAUUAUUAGCUUUGUAUUUUAGAUAACUAAAUGUUCAGACGAUGGGAGUGAAGCGGAUUUGUGGAGAGAUUCCUUCGGAUUCGGGAUUUUCAAUAGAGUCACGAGAUAUAUGGCUAUCUCAAGGAUCGCUCCGGAGAAUGUAAGGCUUGUUUUUGCGUUGGUUGUAUUGCAGAGGGGAACUUUUGAGCUUUACCAUCGGGAAAGGUAAUAGCAAUAAGAUUUUAUUUCAGACUCCCCACGAAGUUAUCACGGACAUGGCUAUCAUCACAGAAAAGGAGGCUGUGCCCACCAACUUUGUCUGUAUCGACUAUACUGCUGAUACAAGUACGUUCUAUCAUAUUAUUCACGAUUAUGAUUUUUAGAAGAAAGAGCAUUAAAGAAGAAGUUUAUUUGCGUUCGAUUUACACCCCGAAGUGAUGCGCUGGACGCGUUGACCGAUGUUAUUGUUCAAUCAAAGAAUCGGAAACCUCCAAAAGGGUAUACUUCAGCCGGGUAAGAAAAUCCAACGUGAUGGUAUCUUCUUGUUUAGGGAGGUAGAUGGGGCUCUGAUCUGUUUCCGGGUGCAAACUAUCCCCGAAUCGUAUGGUGUGAAGCAACGACAGCCACUACAACCGUGAGGAUUCGACUUUAAUUUUAGAAAAAAUGGGGAGACGUUCUCCAGAAUGGAAUGCAAUGUUGUUAUUGAAUGAAAUAUUGUUUUUAGGUCCCUCUAUCCAUCGCUUGACCCUACCCCCUUGCCUGCAGGUACUUCUAACCCAUUGCCGAACCUUGGAGUCUGUACAAUCAGAGCCGGACAACAUCCAAUCAAAGGCCUCGAGGGCAUAGAAUUCAAAUUGAAUCCUCGCCUCGUCUCUACCAAUGCUUCAGGCGCCAAGGAACCGGAUCCGGAGCUGCCCGAUUCCUAUAAUUUCACUUACAAUUUCAACUUGGAACGCUCUUGUUUGGCCUAG